UGGAAUAUUCGCGAUUGGAUAAUUGUUAUGCGCGAUGAGUAAGGAUUCAGUGGAAAGAAUGACGUGGGAAUGAAAGAGGCGUGGAAAAACUUGGCAUAGUGUUGACGACGCUAGUUAAAAUAGCGUAGACGAAUGAUAUCAUUUGUGUGUGUUUUUAUAUUUCAGUAGGAUAUUAAAAAAGUAUAAAAUCGUCAACAGUAUUGAAGUUUUUAUCGAAUUUGGAAUUUUGGUACAAACUGUUAUAAUUAUUAAUUUGAUAAGUUGCGUGUAUUGUCGAAAUGUCUUUCGUAUCGCCGAUGCCCAACAGAGACUUUUUGUGGGAUGUGUUUAGAAGGGUGGAUAAAGAUUGUUCUGGUUCAAUUACUGCGGAUGAAUUACAACAAGCACUCUCAAAUGGUACCUGGACACCUUUUAACCCGGAAACGGUUCGCUUAAUGAUCGGUAUGUUUGAUAUUGACAAAACUAGUCCUACUUCUUCAGGUAUGUUUGAUAAAAAUCAGACAGGAACUGUUAGCUUUGAAGAAUUUGGAGCACUCUGGAAGUAUGUUACCGAUUGGCAAAAUUGCUUUAGAUCGUUUGAUCGUGACAAUAGCGGUAAUAUUGAUCGUAAUGAAUUAAAAACUGCUCUGACACACUUUGGAUACCGUUUGUCAGAGCAUACGAUAGAUAAUCUUAUACGUAAAUAUGACAGAGCUGGCAGAGGAACUAUAUAUUUUGAUGAUUUUAUACAGUGUUGCGUCGUUCUUCAUACAUUAACUGCAGCCUUUCGACAGCUAGAUACAGACUUGGAUGGUGUUAUCACUAUUCAUUACGAACAAUUUUUGGGUAUGGUAUUUAAUUUGAAGAUUUAAAGUAUGCUCAGAUGCAAAUAUAUGCCUUGCCGUUCAAUGGUUACAAAUAUAAUAUAAUACACAAGUUGCCAAAUAAAUAAUAUUCUAUUUCUACACGUUUCACACAUAAGGAAAAGCAAAACUGUCGACGUUCUUAGGUUAGUCUAAAGAUCGUUUAUCUGUUUCUAUCGAUUCCAAAUAUUCACGGUUUGGUUAUAUAUUUAAGAUCGUUAUUUUUUUGUCCAUUUAUUAUUAUAAUUGUUGUACAAUAUUCCUACUGUGGAUCUAUUUCUACAUCUUUUUAAUAUCCAUGUUUAUGCUUAAAUGAUAAAAUAUAGUAAAAUAUUAAAU
Polistes canadensis is the source of this 1181-nucleotide messenger RNA. It is a transcript of the gene Alg-2, whose product is annotated as programmed cell death protein 6. The record is from RefSeq and is a predicted model, not a curated record. NCBI's taxonomy places the organism in Eukaryota, Metazoa, Arthropoda, Insecta, Hymenoptera, Vespidae. Bases 279 to 851 code for a protein of 190 amino acids. Gene Ontology annotation, molecular function: calcium ion binding. The transcript has 4 exons.